AUGCUGGUAGCAUAUUAUUAUCUCAAAGUUCCUCUGGUCAUCUUCAAACGGGAGAAGGAAAUUUCUCGCAUGCUGGAGUUCGAAGGGAUGUGGAUAUCACAGCAGCCAGCUGAGGAUAAUUUGCGUGCACAUUGGGAUAAAUUGGUCCUUUCGACUCCAUCAUUUCCGCAAAUGUACUGGGGUAAAUUCGUGAAGAAGAAGGUCCGCAACAAAUACUCGGUGCAGUAUGAUUACGAUGAAAUCACAAGGCUGUUGGGCAUGGAUAAACCCGUUCCGGAUGCGACGGCAUCCAACAGUUCCAUCAUGAGCAUGUUUACUGGAAUGGAUUUACAAUACUUGAUUUGGAAAUGGGGUGUGGUAUUCACGGAUAUCUCGUUCCUUUAUCUGGCCGUUUAUUUUGCUGCAUCUUUCUUCGGCAACUUCAACUAUUUCCUUUAUGCAUGUCACCUUUUGGAUGUGGCUGUCUCAUUCAAAACAUUGAACACCAUCAUUCAGUCUGUGACACAUAACGGAAAACAGUUGGUUUUGACCGUGAUGCUUACUUCCAUUGUGAUCUAUCUGUACACGGUGAUCGCCUUCAAUUUCUUCCGUAAAUUCUAUGUGAAGGACAACGACGGUGUUCAGGAUCCAAAGUGUAAUGAUAUGAAAACGUGCUUCAUUUUCCAUCUGCACACGGGUUUACGUGCUGGUGGUGGAAUCGGUGAUGAGAUUGAGGCUCCGGAUGGAGAUGAAUGGGAGAAUUUUCGCAUACUUUUCGACCUCACAUUUUUCUUCUUUGUCAUUAUCAUCCUGUUGGCUAUUAUUCAAGGUCUCAUCAUUGACGCUUUCGGUGAUCUGCGUGAUCAACUGGAGCAGGUCAAAGAGGACUUAGAAUCCAAAUGCUUCAUUUGCGGGAUUGGUAAAGAAUAUUUUGAUAAAAUCCCGCAUGGGUUCGAACAACACGUGGAAAAAGAGCACAACUUUGCUAACUAUAUGUAUUUCCUCAUGCAUAUUAUAAACAAGCCUGAUACCGAAUAUACUGGUCAAGAGACCUACGUAUGGGAGCUAUACCAACAGCGUUGUUGGGAUUUCUUCCCGAUAGGAGACUGUUUCCGAAAACAAUACGAAGAAGAAUUGCAGCCCAAGUAG
Molecule: messenger RNA, 1128 nt
Organism: Echinostoma caproni
Lineage: Eukaryota; Metazoa; Platyhelminthes; Trematoda; Plagiorchiida; Echinostomatidae
Source: the annotation of a GenBank genome assembly